This is a messenger RNA of Aureococcus anophagefferens, 510 nucleotides long. RefSeq lists its product as hypothetical. Bases 1 to 510 code for a protein of 169 amino acids. Lineage: Eukaryota; Pelagophyceae; Pelagomonadales; Pelagomonadaceae. Gene Ontology annotation, cellular component: nucleus. Gene Ontology annotation, biological process: protein polyubiquitination. The record is from RefSeq and is a predicted model, not a curated record. The transcript is spliced from 2 exons. Gene Ontology annotation, molecular function: ubiquitin conjugating enzyme activity.
AUGCCCCGUCGACCGCCGCUCCCCACGCGCCGCAGGAAGGAGCUGAACGACCUCGAGGCGAACCCCGUGGACUUUUGCUGCGGCGGGCCCAAGGGCGACGACCUGCUCGACUGGGGCACCGCGCACGCUUCGCGGCGCGCGCGCGCCGUCGACCCGCGCCCGCACCAGGUGCUGACGGGCCCCGACGGCACGGCCUACGAGGGCGGCGCGUUCCAGCUCGACCUCAAGUUCCCGACCGAGUACCCGUUCAAGCCGCCGAAGAUCAAGUUCGAGACCAAGGUCUACCACCCGAACAUCAAGACGGACACGGGCGAGAUCUGCAACGACGUCCUCGUCUCCAACUGGUCGCCGACGCUCAACGUGCGCUACGUCUACACGACGCUCCACGAGCUGCUCAAGUCGCCGAACGUCGACCACCCGCUCGAGCCCGAGAUCGCGCAGGAGUUCGCGUCCGACCGCGCCACCUUCGACAAGAAGGCCAAGGAGAUGGUCGACAAGCACGCGAGAUAG